Messenger RNA from Peromyscus eremicus (cactus mouse), 1420 nucleotides. Its product is annotated as vomeronasal type-1 receptor 4-like. Gene Ontology annotation, cellular component: membrane. The record is from RefSeq and is a predicted model, not a curated record. Gene Ontology annotation, biological process: G protein-coupled receptor signaling pathway. The transcript has a single exon. Bases 344 to 1420 code for a protein of 358 amino acids. Gene Ontology annotation, molecular function: pheromone receptor activity. Lineage: Eukaryota; Metazoa; Chordata; Mammalia; Rodentia; Cricetidae.
GCCUAUAAUUUACUAACUUCAACUCUAUUAUAAGUAUUCAAAAAUUUACUUCAUUCUGGUUUCAAUAUAGAUAUCAUCUCUGAACUUUGGUUAAUAUUUUGGCCAUCUUAAUCAGUUAUGCAUGGAUUGAUGUUUAUUUCCUCAAAGUGAACACAGCACAGGUCAUUAUUGAUCAGUUGUUACAACGGUGUUAUUACUAUGUUUCUAACAUGAGCCACAGGAGGCUUCCUGUGCUCAAGCUGUCACUGAGGCAUCAUUGCCUCUUUCCGCAUUUCCUGAGUGUGAACCCAAAAAUAACUGAAUGCUUUGUGCGCCUAUUCAAUCCUUUCCAUGUGUGUAAUUUAUGCCAUGGCAGUGGCUGCCCUAUAGGUUGAAUAUUUCUUGUGGACUCAUUCUGGAUGGAGAAUGUCUUGUUUCCUGUACCUGUAGCCCCAGCCUCAUCUUCCCAUGUAGGAUCCUCAGACUGAGAGCAGGAACUGAUACCAUGGCAGCCAGUGAGCUAGCUGUAGGAGUGAUCUUCUUGUGUCUGACUGUGAUUGGAGUUCUGGGGAAUUUCUCUCUUCUCUACCAUUAUCUGUUUCUUUACCGAAUAGGGUACAAGUUAAGGUCUACUGACUGGAUUCUAAUGCACUUGAUGGUAGCCAACAUCUUCAAUCUAUUGUGUAAAGGAAUGCCCCAGACAAUGUCAGCUUUUGGUUCAAAGGACUUCCUCAAUGAUAUUGGAUGCAAAUUGGUUUUCUCCUUUCACAGAGUGGGCAGAGGUGUGGGUGUUGGCAGCACCUCCUUCCUCAGUGUCUUUCAGGCCAUUGGGAUUGGCCUCAGGGACUCCAGGUUUUCAGACCUUAAAGUCAAAACGCACAAGUGCAUUUGUUGCUCUGUGUACGUGAGCUGGCUACUUCAUUUCCUUAUAAGCAGUGUCAAUCUUGUGCACAUGAGGGCAAAACAUGGCAACGAAAGCACAACAAACCUCAAAUCUUUCCUAUACUGUUAUUGGGUCUGUCAUGACAAAACCAGAAACAUAUUAUAUGCAAUAUUGCUGUCAGCUCCUGACAUUCUUUUUCUGGGGCUCAUGCUAUGGGCCAGCAGCUAUAUGGUUCUCACACUGUAUAGGCACAAGCAGAUGAUGAAACAACUGCCCAGGAAUAAUGCAUCUUCAAGAUCUUCCCAUGAGUCCAGAGCCACCAAAACCAUCCUUCUCCUGGCUAGUACCUUCAUUUCUUUUUAUACACUUUCCUCCCUCUGUCAACUCUUUGGUACUCUAGUAUACAAGCCCAGCUGGUCUCUGGUAAAUGUCACUGCAAUGGCCUCCCUGUUUUUCCCGACUGUUUGUCCCUUUCUGCUCUUGAGCCGUGACUCUCGGGUGUCCAGCUUCUGUUUGCCCUUAAAAAGCAAUAAACAUUUCCCCAAUGUCUCUGACUAA